AUGGCUUCUACAUCACCAUCUCCAAAUUCUCCUUCUCGCCCCUCCAAUUCUUCAGCUCCUCCUCCACCAAUUCCUCCUGCCCCACUUCAAUCACCCUCACCAGAUUUACAACCGCCGCCGCCGCCUACUUCACCACCCCCAUUGCCCCCGCCAUCUCCCACGGUGAAUUCACCACCGCCAACUCCUUCUGCUACCCCUCCUCCAACAGCCAAUUCGCCACCACCUCCAAUUUUGUCUCCUCCCCCACCAUCUGAAGCUUCCCCACCCAAAGCUUCACCACCACCACCUCCUGCUAAUCCACUCUCUCCUCCCCCACCGUCAGAAGCUUCCCCUCCCAAAGCAUCACCACCUCCUACUCCAGCUAUUCCAUCCUCACCUCCCCCACCAGAAAGAGUUGCAUCACCACCUAUAGCUAAUCCACCACCCCCAUCAGUUGUAAAUCCACCAGAAAGUUCUCCUCCACCUCCUGCAUUGUCACCCCCUCCUGCUGGUUCCCCACCUUUAACUACUGCUCCUCCCCCGGCUUCCAUUUCAUCUCCUCCUCCUGUCCCAUCAUCAUCUUUGCCACCUUCUAUAUCUCCUCCUGCUCCCACGAGGAAUGGAUCUUCAGAUGGAAAUGCCCCAUCUUCACCAUUCCCUUCCUCCCCUGCAGAGAAACCCACUGCAAGAUCAAUUCAACCUAAUCCUAAUAUAACUGCAGAUGUACAAUCAAAUAAUUCAGGGGGUUUUAGAGGAGGAGGUGUAGCAGCUAUUGGCAUUGUUGUGGGGUUUUUGGCACUAAGUCUUGUAGUGCUGGCAGUGUGGUAUACACAUAAAAGAAAGAAAAGGAAGGACACGUUUAAUCAGGAAGCCAUGCCCUCUCCUUUUGCAUCCUCGCAAAAUUCAGCUUCGUCAUUCCUAAGGACACAGCAUUCAGCUCAACUAGCUGGAAGUGCUGCUGCAAGCAAUUCCAUUUACUCACCAGAGCAUGGUGGCAUAGGCAAUUCAAGGUCAUGGUUCACGUAUGAAGAACUAUCCCAGGCAACAAAUGGGUUUUCAGCAAUUUUGGGUGCAGGUGGCUUUGGUUGUGUUUAUAAAGGAGUUCUAUCAGAUGGACGAGAAAUUGCUGUUAAACAGCUAAAGGCUGGUAGUGGACAAGGGGAGCGUGAAUUUAGAGCUGAAGUUGAGAUCAUCAGCCGGAUUCACCAUCGGCAUUUGGUUUCACUUGUGGGUUACUGUAUAUCUGAGCAUCAAAGGUUGCUUGUCUAUGAUUAUGUGCCAAACAACACCCUUGAUUACCAUCUUCAUGGUGAAGGAAGGCUGGUGAUGGAUUGGGCAACCAGAGUUAAAGUUGCGGUUGGUGCAGCUCGUGGAAUAGCUUAUCUUCAUGAAGCCUGUCAUCCCCGUAUUAUCCACAGGGAUAUUAAGUCGUCAAACAUUCUGUUGGAUAACAACUUCGAAGCACAGGUUGCAGAUUUCGGGCUUGCUAAGAUAGCAAAGGAAUUGGAUUUAGAAACUCAUGUAUCAACUCGCGUAAUGGGAACUUUUGGAUACUUGGCUCCGGAGUAUGCAUCAACUGGUAAACUGACUGAAAAGUCUGACAUUUUUUCGUUUGGCGUUGUGCUUUUGGAGAUCAUUACUGGUCGUAAGCCUGUUGACACAUCCCAACCGUUGGGGGAUGAAAGCCUGGUGGAAUGGGCUCGACCAUUGCUCACCCAAGCAAUUGAGACCGAAAGUUUUGAAGAGAUAGUAGAUCCUAGGCUGGAAAAGAACUUUGUUGCCAGUGAAAUGUUCUGCAUGAUUGAAGCCGCAGCUGCUUGUGUGCGUCAUUUAGCUUCAAAACGGCCACGGAUGAGUCAGGUAGUCAGAGCUUUAGAGACUAUGGAGGAGUUAACAGAUUUGAACAACGGAAUAAUACCCGGCCAAAGUGGAAUUUUUAGUUCAAGGGAACAAUCUGCUCAGAUCAGAAUGUUUCAGAGGAUGGCAUUUGGAAGUCAAGAAUAUAGUUCUGAUUUCUUCAAUAAUUCUCAAAGCAGCUGGAGAAGUUAA
This is a messenger RNA of Fraxinus pennsylvanica, 2028 nucleotides long. Lineage: Eukaryota; Viridiplantae; Streptophyta; Magnoliopsida; Lamiales; Oleaceae. The record is from the annotation of a GenBank genome assembly.